Molecule: messenger RNA, 1230 nt
Organism: Anneissia japonica
Lineage: Eukaryota; Metazoa; Echinodermata; Crinoidea; Comatulida; Comatulidae
Product: phenazine biosynthesis-like domain-containing protein
Exons: 9
Coding region: 99-1016 (305 amino acids)
Biological process (GO): biosynthetic process
Cellular component (GO): cytoplasm
Molecular function (GO): isomerase activity
Source: RefSeq, a predicted model, not a curated record
GAGUGGUCACGCUGGUGCCGCGCCGAUAGCCACUACCCGCUGGUCACACCAAAGAGUAUGGUCACACACACUCACUCUCUCUGGUUUGAAGCUCGCAGAUGUCGUUUCCAAUAUUUUUAGUUGAUGCAUUUGCAUGCAAACAGUUUGAGGGAAAUCCAGCGGCAGUAUGCCUUUUAACCAAUGAGGUACUCAGUGAUGCUCAAAUGCUUAAGAUUGCAGUGGAGAUGAACCAAUCAGAAACAGCUUUUGUUUCACCUAUUAAUCCAUCUGAUACAUUUCAAACAGGGGAACAUUUCAAUCUUCGGUGGUUUACUCCAACUAAUGAAGUGAAUUUAUGUGGGCAUGCUACCAUGGCAACAUCAGCAAUAAUAUUUGAAAAAAGAGAUAAUAUUAAUGAACAAUUGACUUUCCAUACCAAAAGUGGUGAGUUAAUGAUAAGCAAAGUAGGUGAUGAGUAUGUGAUGGAUUUCCCACUCAACCACACAGCCCCACAGGUAAGCAGAUUAGAAAACUGCAAAACUUUUGAUUCGUUUACAAGACUCAUGUACAAGUUGAGUAUUGGUAAGAUUGAACCUCAAGAUGUUCAAUACGCUGCUAUUCCUCACAGAGAUGUUGUAAUAAGGUUGCCAGAUUCAACAUCAAGAGACGUUCUUGAGGGUCUGAAACCAGACACGACGGCCAUGAUGAAGGCAUUCCCAGACGGCCAUAUCAAAGGAGUCAUCGUCACAUUACGUGGGUGUCCCGAAAAUGGUGGCAAAGAUGAAUGCGGCGAAAUGUUUGAUUUCAUGUCACGUUACUUUGCCCCGUGGAAUGGAAUUCCAGAAGAUCCUGUUACAGGAUCAGCUCACACAGUACUUGGAAGUUACUGGUCAGGCCAGCUUAAUAAGACAGAACUUUAUGCCAGACAGUGUUCAGCAAGGGGUGGUAAUGUUCGGCUGAGUGUGAAAAAAACGAGAGUUAAUUUGGCGGGAAAAGCAGCCAUCGUUGUUGAGGGAAAUAUAACUUUAACAUCAUGAAUCUAAAAUUACAAUUUGUAAUCCAAUCAGAAAUAUUCUUUCAUAGCAUCUUUAUAUGUAGAUAUUGUGAGUUGUAAUCCAAUCAGAAAUACCCUUUCAUAGCAUCAUGAUAUACAGAAUUUGUGAGCUGUAAUCCAAUCAGAAAUGUUCUUUUAUAGCUGUACUGUAUGUUUAUCAGUAUAUUUUAUUAAAUAUAUGUUCAUAACUGUUCCAA